Molecule: messenger RNA, 1686 nt
Organism: Penicillium taxi
Lineage: Eukaryota; Fungi; Ascomycota; Eurotiomycetes; Eurotiales; Aspergillaceae
Product: chaperonin-containing T-complex subunit CCT7
Exons: 6
Coding region: 1-1686 (561 amino acids)
Biological process (GO): protein folding
Cellular component (GO): chaperonin-containing T-complex
Molecular function (GO): ATP-dependent protein folding chaperone; ATP binding; ATP hydrolysis activity
Source: RefSeq, a predicted model, not a curated record
AUGGCCUUCAACGGCCAAACUCCCACUAUCGUGGUGCUGAAGGAGGGCACCGACGCUUCCCAAGGAAAGGGACAGAUUAUCUCCAACAUUAACGCAUGCGUUGCUGUACAGUCGACGAUCAAGAGCACGUUGGGCCCGUACGGUGGUGACCUACUGCUUGUUGACAGCAAUGGCAAACAGACGAUCACAAACGAUGGCGCUACAGUGAUGAAGCUCCUGGAUAUUGUCCACCCGGCCGCCCGUAUUCUCACGGACAUUGCUCGAUCCCAAGAUGCCGAAGUCGGUGACGGAACCACCUCCGUGGUUGUGCUUGCUGGUGAGAUUCUGAAGGAGGUGCGAGACCUCGUCGAGCAGGGUGUGAGCUCUCAGACUAUCAUCAAGGGGUUGCGGAGAGCUGGCGCCAUGGCCGUCAAUAAGGUCAAGGAAAUUGCGGUGGACAUCAUGGACUCUGCGGAGUCUGAGGAGAAAAAGAUUGAGACCCUACGACGAUUGGCCGCCACAGCGAUGAACAGCAAGCUGAUCAAGCGGAAUUCGGACUUUUUUACAAAGAUGGUUGUGGACGCCGUCCUUACCUUGGACCAGGACGAUCUUAACGAGAAGCUGAUUGGUGUGAAGAAGAUUACUGGUGGUGGUCUUCAGGAUUCCCUCUUCGUCAACGGUGUUGCUUUCAAGAAAACCUUUUCCUACGCCGGUUUCGAGCAGCAGCCUAAGUCCUUCAAGGACCCCAAGAUUGUUUGCUUGAAUGUUGAGUUGGAGCUGAAGAGCGAGAAGGAUAAUGCCGAGGUUCGCGUGGAGCAAGUCUCCGAAUACCAAGCCAUCGUCGAUGCCGAGUGGCAGAUUAUCUUUAACAAGCUUGAGGCCAUCUACAAGACUGGUGCUAAGGUUGUGCUCAGCAAGUUGCCAAUCGGUGAUCUUGCUACCCAGUACUUUGCCGAUCGCGAUAUCUUCUGUGCUGGUCGUGUUGCAGCUGACGACAUGGACCGGGUUUGCCAGGCUACCGCAGCUGCCACCCAGUCAACUUGCAGUGACAUUCAGGACCGUCACCUCGGUACCUGCGGUUCGUUCGAGGAGCGUCAAAUUGGUGGAGAGCGUUUCAACAUCUUCUCCGAGUGCCCUGCUGCCAAGACCUGCACCCUUGUCCUGCGCGGUGGUGCUGAGCAGUUCAUUGCCGAGGUGGAGCGCAGUCUGCACGAUGCCAUUAUGAUUGUGAAGCGCGCCCUGAAGAACACCACUAUUGUUGCAGGAGGUGGUGCCACUGAAAUGGAACUGUCAAGCUACCUGCACGGAUUUGCCGACCGAAACGUUCCCCACAAGCAGCAGGCCGUCGUCAAGGCAUUCGCCAAGGCCCUCGAGGUUAUCCCCCGCCAGCUUUGUGACAAUGCCGGCUUCGAUGCCACUGACAUCCUCAACCGACUGCGCGUCGAGCACCGCAAGGGCAAUGUUUGGUGUGGUGUGGACUUUGACGAAGAGGGAGUCCGUGAUAACAUGCUUGCUUUCGUCUGGGAGCCCAGCCUGGUGAAGGUUAAUGCCAUUCAAGCUGCAGUAGAGGCAGCCUGCCUAAUUUUGAGUGUGGAUGAAACGAUCAAGAACGAGGAGUCUGCUCAACCUGGUGCUCCCCGUGGAAUGCCUCCUGGAGCUGCCCAGCGCGCCCUCCGGGGUCGUGGCCGUGGGAUGCCCCGCCGUUAA